Exophiala mesophila is the source of this 2403-nucleotide messenger RNA. RefSeq lists its product as uncharacterized. The record is from RefSeq and is a predicted model, not a curated record. NCBI's taxonomy places the organism in Eukaryota, Fungi, Ascomycota, Eurotiomycetes, Chaetothyriales, Herpotrichiellaceae. Bases 580 to 2208 code for a protein of 542 amino acids. The transcript is spliced from 2 exons.
CUCAUGUUCGCCUCACUCCUUAAAUCCGCCCGUUCCUCUUCCUGAUGCAUGGCAUACCAUGUCUACUGAACAAAAUCUCAAUCCUUCCCAUGGUCUUGUGACCUAUCAACCUGCUGUGGCUAUGACGAACGACAUGUUGCCGAUCCUCUUCUCGGCGCCGCGACGGAUCGGCCCCCAAGGCUGACUGGCACUUCUUAAGGAUUUAUUAUUAGCUAUGAGAACCCACGUACCUUUCGGAUCCCACAAUGAGAGCAAUCCUCAAUCAUACUUGAACAAAGUCUUACCCUCCUUUGCUCUAGCAUAUUGCUAUAGUGCGAGCUACGAUUGAGAAGCCUUGAACCUCGUCUUCAGUGACCUCAUAUACAUAUAAACUAACACCUACAACGCGCUAGAGAGCGGUCACAUAGCUCGGAUAUUCCCUACGAGCCCUGCCUUUCGAAGCUCGUAUCAGUGGACAGUCUGGACCGAACAUCUCACGCCGCCAUCCACAAACACUCAAGGGCUUCGAGAUCUCGAGUAACCUGAAGGAAUGUAAAGAUUCCACAAUCCUCGUUACGUCUAAGGCUCAAGCAAGUCAGAAUGUCAGUGAAGAUCUUCGUGGAUGGCUUUGAUGGCCGUCCAAUACCCACAAAUUCUAUUGUCAAAGGGGAGAUCCAAGUGAAGAUCAGCAAGACGGAGCAAAGGAACAACGUAACUCGCGUUUUCCUCAAUUUCUACGGCCGGUCCAAGGUCAAGAUCACGCGGCGACAGCAGACCAACAACUUUCGAUCCAGCCACCAACAUCGACAUCAGAGCCAAUACACGACAUAUGUAUACGAAUCGAAAUGCCUCCUGUUCACUCACCACCAUAUUCUUGAUCAGUCCACUUUUCAAAUCGCCGCCUCUCGUCGAGGUGAAGAUGGCGGCACCCUUGUAUUCCCAUUUGAGUUCCGCAUUCCAACACAUUCUGAACCACAGCCACCUCCCAGUAUCGAUUCACACAACUCGAACUGCUUCCAGCCUUCCGGCUGCUUUCCUGGGUCUCUUGGCUAUGACCCUCCACACAAAGUCCCGCCACCACAACCACUGCCAGAUACCAUGAACAGCUUUAGUGACAGUCAGUUCUCGAACGAAAGUGCAACAGCCUCGGUGCGCUAUACCUUACGUGCCACCGUACCCGACCUCUCUGGUGGAGCCAGAAAACUCUUCGGUGUGCUUGGCCCAGCCGAAUCAGUCGUCGACCUUCCUCUGUACAACCCAGCAGGGCCUCCCCAGAAUCCCAUCCAGCCCCAACAUCUAGCCUACGAAGACGUAGUCCGGUCGUUACGUCUUCUGCCAAGCCACCAAACUACUAAAUUAUCAUUUCGCGAACAGAUGCGCAGUGUUAUGAAGAAGGAUCGUCUUCCGUGGUUAGCUGUUGGCAUCACAUUCCAGGCGCCUGAAGUCCUGUGGCUCGACCUUCCCCCUGAUACAACACUCCCAUUUGCAAUAAAUGUGCGGCGACUGGCGGGCGGUAUUGGCGAAACCACAGGCCUACCGCCACCUACAUCACCAUUACCGGCGCCGGUCAAUGACCCUUAUGAGAAAGACGAAAAAGGUCGCCGAUUAGAAAAAGUUCCACCCCCUGAAAACUCUCACCCUGACUACGUUCCGACGCCUCAGAUCUUUUUGAAACGUCUCCGAGUGAACCUCGUCGCGCACACUGCCCUGCGUGGUGGCGAAGAUCGCUUCAAUGGGUACGGCCCAAGACAUUUCGACAGCCUGAUUGCGGUGCCCAUGUUUGAAUUCAAAGCUAGCCGGUCAACACCACAGAUCGAGGUUGCCGUCAGUGACAGUGAGUGGCUAGAUAUUGGGGCGGUUUUGGGCGUCACAUAUCAACACCUGACAUCCGCGGCGACCGAGUCUGGAAUCGGCGGAAUCACAGGCGAGUUCCUCAUUCCCAAUAUCUGGCGACGCUGGGGAAUCGACUGGGAUAUGCGUUUCGAGUGUGCCGACAAGGAGAUCCGCUGGCAGAGCGAGACUCCAUAUGGUGGCGGUUUGGGAGUGCAGUUCUGGCGUGGCCAAGGUGUAGACUUCGCACCAGCACCUCCGCCUGUGAUGGUUCCACCGCCUUUGAACAUUGGUCCUGCCGUGGAUGCUGGUCCGGCUUUGGACGUUGGUCCUGUUAUGGAUCCUGGUCCGGCCAUGGCCUCGACUCCCUUCCUCAAACCUGAGAAGACCAAGUCUUAGUGCUGUUAGUGGUUGUGGCGGUCGAAGCCAUUGCGUUGGCGGUUCACGUGUAAGAGUAUGUGAAUCAAGUCGGACAUUCCGGGUUCAGAGUUCUGAUAUAAGCCUAGAGCGCAAUGAGUGAUGUAGGGAAAUUAUGUACGAGGGUUGUAAACUCGCACGACAUGUAUUCAUAGUUAGAAGCUACUUCGAUGGAAC